Pseudocercospora fijiensis CIRAD86 is the source of this 3204-nucleotide messenger RNA. RefSeq lists its product as uncharacterized. Lineage: Eukaryota; Fungi; Ascomycota; Dothideomycetes; Mycosphaerellales; Mycosphaerellaceae. Gene Ontology annotation, cellular component: condensin complex; condensed chromosome. The transcript has 2 exons. Gene Ontology annotation, biological process: mitotic chromosome condensation. The coding region runs from base 1 to 3204 and encodes 1067 amino acids. The record is from RefSeq and is a predicted model, not a curated record.
AUGCCCGGACGAGUCGCAAGCGGUCGUCGAACCGUCUCAUCAAAAGCGAGCGCCAAAUCCCUGCGGAACUCAUCCCACGAUACCGAAAUACCAGACGAAGGCGCAGAUUCGUCCCUCCGCCAAGCGAUAUGCAUCGUGUUCGCAGAUGCGCAGAAGUCUACCGCGGGACACAGAAAGGCGACGAUCAGUUUGCGGAAAGUGCAGGAAGCAUGUUGCUACGAGCCAGUGAACGCGAAGAAAGGAAAGCAGAGUGAGGACUUUGAGGAAGAUGAUUUCAAUCGCGAAGUUCUUCGCUGCGUGUUGCGCAUUCUCCCAGUCAAGAAGGCAGAGCCGGUGGGAGAUCGCGUGGUACGUUUCUUAGGCACUUUCCUAAACGCUGCGAGUGGCAAGGAUAUCGAGAUUGCUCAGCAAGAUGAAGAUAUGGAGGAAGGUGUACUGCUAGAGACACCAACAACGCGACUUACAACACAGCUGCUGGAGAUGCUUGUGCCUUUGAUGCGCGCCAAGGAUAAGACGAUCAGAUUCCGUGCGACCCAAAUCACCAGUCACGUCAUCAACAGUCUCGAUACGCUGGACGAUAAUGUCUUCCACAAGCUGAGGCAGGAGCUGUUGAAGCGCAUUCAUGAUAAGGAAGCGCCGGUACGGCUGCAAGCUGUGUACGGUCUAGGCCGACUGGCGCAAGAGGUAGAUGCCGACGAGGAGGAAGAUUCUGAUUCCGAGGACGAUGGUGCGAAGACUGUCUUGACAAAGCUCCUCAAUGUCCUCCAAAACGACCCAUCAGCAGAAGUGCGACGGAACCUCCUGCUCAAUCUACCCAUAACAAAGCAGACGCUACCAUAUCUUUUGGAGCGAGCAAGAGAUUCAGAUGCGACCACGCGAAAGGCAUUGUACGGAAAGCUGCUACCUGCUCUCGGCGACUUCAGGCAUCUGAGCUUGUCGCAUCGAGACAAGCUGCUUCGUUGGGGCCUCCGCGACCGAGACGAGAACGUACGCAAAUCGACUGCGCGUCUCUUUUGCGAAAGAUGGAUUGAGGACUGCGCCGCUCUUCCUGCUGCACAAGCUGCUGAGCAGGAAGAUGGCGAGAUCAAGCCAGCUGAUCAAGCCGCUGUACCUUCCUUGGACGCUCUACUGGAACUGCUAGAGCGCAUCGAUGUCAUGAAUAACGGCAAUGAAGGAGGAAUUGCACUUGUCGCCAUGCGCGAGUUCUGGGAGGCACGGCCUGACUAUGUCAGCUACGUCUCCUUUCCCGAUACUUUCUGGGAAGAUCUAUCUCCAGAAUUGGCCUUCGUUGCCCGCACCUUCAACGAGUACUGCCGCAACUCGACUUCCGGCCCUCGCGACUUGACAGCGCUUGCUGAUGAGAAGCUUCCUGAGGUGACCAAGUUCGGCUUCCUCCUCGAGCGAGAAAUACAGAAACUGGUCCAGGCCACGAUCGCGACAGCCGCCACGGAAGACGAAGAUGCGGAAGAAGAACUUGCACAACGCGAGUUCGUGGUAGAGAACAUGCUCCAGAUGUCCCUCACCUUCGACUACAGCGAUGAGGUUGGACGCAGGAAGGUACUUGGUCUUAUGCGAGAGGCGCUUUCAUUAGCAGACCUUCCGGAGGAGGUCACUCGUCUUGUGGUUGAGAAUCUGCGCCUCGUCUGCGGUCAGAAUGCUACUGGCGAGCGCGAAUUCUGCAGUCAUGUCUUGGAAGCCAUUGCCGAAGUUCACGAUACCAUCAUGGGCGACGUUGACGAUGAGCCCGACAGUACUGAAGAAAGCUUCCAUUCUGCUAAUUCUGAGAUCGAUGUUGACGAUGACACGAUCGUGGUCGCAAUGAAGAAGGCGAAAAAGCAGGCUGAUCAGGAUCCCGAAGCAGCGGAGCAGAAAAUUGUCAAGGAGAUUAUGGUCAACAUGAAGUGCCUCCACAUUGCCUUGUGCAUGUUACAAAACGUGCAGUGCGACUUGGAGGAGAAUCCACACUUGGUCACGAUGCUCAACAACCUGGUUGUGCCUGCUGUGAGAAGUCAAGAGGCACCGAUUCGAGAACGUGGCCUCAUGUGUCUUGGACUGUGCUGCUUGCUCGGAAAGAGGGUUGCGCAGGAGAAUCUGACGCUCUUCCUGCACUGCUUCAACAAGGGCUCGCCAACACUGCAAGCGACGGCGCUACAGAUCAUCACCGACAUCCUGAUCGUCCACCCUACACUGCUUGCUGCUCCCGAGGGCGAUGAAUGUGGUCCAUUAAGCGAUCAUCUCAAGCCUCUGCUGAAGGCAUACAGGUCCUCAAUCAGAUCUGAGGCCCCAGAAGUUCAAGCGAUUGGCGCUUCGGCUUUGUCGAAGGUGAUGCUACAGCGCCUGGUCACCGACACAGAUCUGCUUCGACAACUCGUGGUAUCUUACUUCGAUCCAGACACAAAGAACAAUGCUUCCCUUCGCCAGAGCUUGUCGUACUUUUUGCCGGUGUACUGUCAUUCGCGAACAGAGAACGCAAUGCGCAUGGCUGAAGUCGCGACAAGUGUCAUUUCGAAGCUGCAGACGAUCGAGACUGCGCUUCGUGAUGACGAUGACGAAGAUGCCGACCCAGAGGCAGCUGAUAAUCUCAUCUCUCUGACAGCUGUGGCCAAUAUGCUCCUUGACUGGACCGACCCAAGGAAGGUUCACGGCUUCAGUGAGGCUGUCAACGAUGCUGCCGUCGCAAGAGGCGCCGGCGAGACACACUACGUCCUAGCUGAGAGCAUCCUCGACCGCCUCGUCGUCAAGCCAGAUAAGGAGAAGAAGGUCCUAUUCAGUAUGCUCAACAAGCUCCACCUCCCAGCUGGCGGCGCACACCGCGAUCGACUCGAUGCAAUCCUCAAGCUCAUCGCCGAAGUCGAAGACGUCAAAGCUGCGACUGAUGCGACGAGCAAGAACGUCCUGAAGAAGCUCCAGGCUACACUGCUCAAACACAUGCACGACAUCACCACUGAAGAGCGCGGAGGUGGCGAUACUGUUCUGGAGUCAACCGAGCUCGCUGAUCAAACCGAGCUUGUCGAUGUGACACAGGCUCCCGGCGCAGACGAAGAGGAGGAAGAUCAGGAUUCAGACGUCACGCAAUUGCAACAAGAAUUGGAUGCUACUACGAUUGGUUUCACCGCUGGUGUUCCUGAUGCUGAAGGUACGAGGAUCCAGUUGGGUGAUGAAAGUCUUAUGGGUGACUCGGAGAUGAUGGAUGUUGAUGGUUGA